Daktulosphaira vitifoliae (grape phylloxera) is the source of this 1209-nucleotide messenger RNA. Its product is annotated as leucine-rich melanocyte differentiation-associated protein-like. The coding region runs from base 265 to 1002 and encodes 245 amino acids. Lineage: Eukaryota; Metazoa; Arthropoda; Insecta; Hemiptera; Phylloxeridae. Gene Ontology annotation, molecular function: protein binding. The transcript is spliced from 6 exons. The record is from RefSeq and is a predicted model, not a curated record. Gene Ontology annotation, biological process: melanocyte differentiation.
AUCCGGAAUAUUUUUUAUCAGUCUGUUGAUCAUAGAUAAUCCACAGACUAUAUGUCAUAAUCUGUGGAUCUCCUUACUGUAAUUAUUUACAUUUAAUUCAUAAACUAUUUCUUAUUAAUAUUUUUUACAUAAAUGUUAAUCUUCACGUCGAAUAAUAAUUAUAUUAUAGAACUUAAUACUUAAAACUCAAUUGUUCUUUGUGAUAUGUUUGAACAUAAAAUUUAUUAAAAUUUAUAUGUGGCUUCAACAUUUGAUUCAGAAAUAAUGGAAUCCGAAUAUUUUGAAAACUCAAAAAGGAUUAAUUUUCAAAACAAUCGACUUUGUUAUGUUGGACAAGAUGUAACAUGUAUACCAGAAGUAUUAGGCAAAAUGUAUGGAUCAAAAGUACGAUCAUUAGAUCUAAGUUAUAAUAAACUAGCUACACUUAAUUAUGUAGAGCAUUUCUCAGAUUUAGAAGAAUUAAUUUUGGAUAAUAAUAACUUAGAUGAUAAAAUAAGACUACCAUAUUUAUCUAGCCUACAUACACUAUCAUUGAACAAUAAUAAGAUUAAUGUGUUAGAAAAUUUGAUAAAUCAAAUUAAACAUAAUAUGCCCUCUUUAAGAUUUCUUAGUUUACUGGGAAACAAGGCAUGUCCAACACAGCUAAUUGAUUUUGAAAAAGAUGAAGAUGAUUAUAUACGAUACAGGCAUUUUGUCUUGUAUUAUUUGCCAGAAUUGAAAUUUCUAGAUUCCAGUUCAGUUACAAAUGAAGAACUUAAUACAGCUUUAGCGAAAGGAGAAUUCACUAAAAUUAUAAGACCACGUUAUGAAAAUGAACCUUUAAAAUAUGAUAGAAAAUCAUCUACCAUUCAUCCCCUAGCAGAUACAUCAAAUAUAUUUUUACCAGUAGAUGAAUCAAAUGUUCAUCAAAUACAUCAUCAAGCUGCCUAUGGUCGAAGAAGAUUUCGUUAUGCUGGGAAACAUUCAGAAGGCAAUAGAUUUAUUUUAAAUAGAGACUUAUAAAUAUAUCUAUUUUCAUAAUUAACAUUCUAUUUAUUUUUAUUUUUAUGAUUAAUUUUUAUUACUGUUACAAAUAUUGAAUUAAAAAAUUAUUUUUACUAAUUUUAAAUUUUAAUUUUUGAAUUAAAGUUAUUUUGUAUGUGUGUGUGUGUGUGUGAAGUUGUUUUAUUAUUUAAAAAAUUUGUUGAUUUUAGUUUUAUGCUAUAAUAA